Molecule: messenger RNA, 919 nt
Organism: Drosophila ficusphila
Lineage: Eukaryota; Metazoa; Arthropoda; Insecta; Diptera; Drosophilidae
Exons: 2
Coding region: 86-874 (262 amino acids)
Source: RefSeq, a predicted model, not a curated record
CCAUACAUUUUUAUUUGAAAAGUUUGUCAAGACGUAUAUGUAGACAAAUUUAAAUUAUCAGUGGACUAAAUUUUUAGUAGCUAACAUGAAUCGCAGAGGUAAGAGUAAAACGUCCUUUGCUUCCAGCACAGAAUACUAUUACUCCGAUGACAAGACUUCAUACGGGAGAAGUAGAGCCAUGUUGGCAGCUAAACUUAAGCGGGAAGAGAAGAGUAAAACGUCCUUCGAUUCUUCCACGGGUUACUACUCCUACACGGAUGGAACUUCUUUAAAAAGGACUCCAAUAACCUUCUCGCCAAGUCCGGCAUUUUUGCAAAGCCCCAAGACUAAAUUAAAGCUUAUUGCUCUGUAUGAAGAUCAGGAGUCCUUGUGGAACCAAUGUCACAAGGAUUUCUUUGACUUUGAGCGUAGAGAGCAAAUUUGGAAGGCGAUCGCUGAGGAAAUGAAAAAGGACUCACCACCCGAGUUUUGGAAGCAUAUGAUCCACAGGCUGCGCUAUAAUGUCGAAUUGGAAAGCAUCCAAGAGCAGGAGGCCAAACACUCCGGGACGCCUGUGAAAACGAAACUCUUUUACGCAGACAAGUUUUUGUUCCUAAGUCACAUGUUUCACCGAGAAAAAGGCAGUCCACCUAAAGAGAGGGUUAAAUGGAUUAUCCCACGGACAGGAGAUGCACUUGAAAAGUCCCCUUCGAGGACUCAAGAAAAACAAAAAUCUCGCACGCCCAUCAUGGAAAAGUUGGCCACUCUCGAGAAGUUAAGAAACUAUCAACGCAACAAAUUGGUCCUCUCCCCAGAAGCCUUCCAGAAAAUGCAGAAGAUCACCAGCGGAGGACCCUACUAUUUAACCAACGUAAAGAAAAAGAAUAAACCUUAGUGUCUGUACAUCAUCGAAAGAAUUAACUACACACAUUUAAAUCGA